AUGGCUGACGACGAAUACGCAUACCUGCAGCCGGACUUUGAUCCAAGCUCUCUUACAGUGCCCCGCCUGCGCUCCAUCCUGGUCGCCCACAAUGUCGCCUAUCCUUCAUCUGCAAAGAAGUCCGAUCUAAUUGCCAUCUUCAACUCGAAUGUUGCUCCCCAGGCCAGAAAAUUACUGAAUGCCCAGUCGCGUACUGUGCGCUCGGCAAGAGGCAUCGUCGACGUACCUUCCAGCCAAUCGAGCACCAACGACGAUGAUGAGGAAGACACUGCUGACGACAACAUCACUGUCUCUGCGACUCCAGCAAGGCGGACUACUAGGCGUACCGUCAUGCGACCAGCUGCAGAAGACAUUGUUGCGCCCACACCCCGUUCAACCAGGAGGUCUUUCGCUUCGACAAGUGCUCGACGUGCUUCCAGCAAGCAUGCUACCGUUGAGCCUGAGCCUACUCCAAGACGUGUCGCCAGGACCUCUUUCCCCAGCGAGCCUCCACAACCUAUCUACCGUGAUCAGGGCGCCGAUUCACCAUUUUCAAAGGACAAUCCAUUCCAGAGCGGAAGCUCUCCGCCAUCUGCAUACCGCCAUCGUAGCAAGAGCGGAGACCGAAGACGAACAACGAUUGGGCCUUCAGCCGACAGAGAAAGAAGAAAGAGCAGAGAUGCCAGACGCAGAACCGACGGCUUCUAUCGCCAGGAAGAGGAUCUUACCGCUGUGUCGAGAACGCCCGUCGCUCGAGUGAAGGUUGAACCAGAGUACGAGGAGGAGUACGACCAAAUGGUUGCCGGCGAAGACUUUACUCCGGAAGAACAAAACGAACUUAUCAAGGCUCAAGAAGAAAACCCUCGUUCUGCGCUCAGUCGUGUCCCUCGCAAGCAAAAACCGAGAUCUGGAGCAGCCAAAGCUGGAUUUAUGACCGUCUUGUUCACCAUACUUGUUGCGGUUGCUGCUGUUUGGCGACAGGAGAAGGUCAAGGUUGGCUUCUGUGGUAUUGGACAGCCAUCAGAAAAGUUCGCUGGUGCUGAUAUCCCUGAGUGGGCUUCGUUCCUGUUGCCAGAAUGCGAGCCUUGUCCAAUGCAUGCGGAAUGUCGAGAGAACCUCCGGAUUAUCUGUGAUGAUGGGUUUGUGCCUGUCCAACACCCUCUCGCGCUUGGUGGUCUCGUUCCCAUACCGCCUACCUGCGAGCCGGACAGUGAGAAGCUUCGCAAGAUCACGGCCUUGACGAGCCAUGCCGUUGAGACUGUUUUGCGUGAGGCAAACGCGAAGUAUGAGUGCGGCGAAACCAAGACUCCAUACUUGACUGAGCCCGAGCUCAAGGCAACCAUCGCCGCCAAGGGCAAGAACAUGAAGGACAUCCUUGACUUGAUUGAUCAAGCGAUCGACGAUGUCCCUAAACGUGAUGAGGUGAAGACCAAAGUUGAUUCACAAACCUCUGUCCGCUCCUUCCGCAGCACAUCUCUCGCAGCCGUCAGCUUCAGAUGCGCCCUCAAACGAUCAGUUCGCCUCACGAUUAGACAGCAUCUUCGCGAACUUGUAGGUAUUCUUGCUUUGGCUAUCACAGUUGCAUAUGGCCAGCGUACCAUCUCAAAACGUCGUUCUACUUCAACCCAGGCCAAACAUUUGGCAGGAGUGGCUCUUGACAAGCUCGCCACUCAGGCAAGCUUACACGCUCAAGAUCCCGUUGGCUAUCCUGAACCAUUGAUUAGCAUGGUCGCCCUUCGUGACGACGUGCUUCGUGACGAGUUCCGCGCACAAGAGCGCAACAGAAUUUGGACGGCCGUGCAGAAACUCGUUGAGGGUAAUGCCAAUGUCAGGACUAUGGUGCGCGAGGGCCGCACAGGAGAUGUUAGCAGGAUGUGGGAGUGGAUUGGUGCAGUAUAUCGCAUCGAAGGAGGUUCAGCACACCAGAGUCCAGCAGUCAACGUUCCCAAGACUCGCCGCACCUACUGCAAGGGCAAGGACUGCAAGAAGCACACCCAGCACAAGGUCACCCAGUACAAGGCUGGCAAGGCUUCCCUCUUCGCCCAGGGUAAGCGUCGUUACGACCGUAAGCAGUCCGGUUACGGUGGUCAGACCAAGCCUGUCUUCCACAAGAAGGCCAAGACCACCAAGAAGGUUGUCCUGAGACUGGAGUGCACAGCAUGCAAGACCAAGGCACAGCUUGCGCUCAAGCGUUGCAAGCACUUCGAGCUGGGUGGUGACAAGAAGACCAAGGGUGCCGCUCUCGUCUUCUAA
Molecule: messenger RNA, 2232 nt
Organism: Aureobasidium melanogenum CBS 110374
Lineage: Eukaryota; Fungi; Ascomycota; Dothideomycetes; Dothideales; Saccotheciaceae
Exons: 5
Coding region: 1-2232 (743 amino acids)
Biological process (GO): translation
Cellular component (GO): ribosome; nuclear inner membrane
Molecular function (GO): chromatin binding; structural constituent of ribosome
Source: RefSeq, a predicted model, not a curated record